Colletotrichum abscissum is the source of this 246-nucleotide messenger RNA. RefSeq lists its product as uncharacterized. Lineage: Eukaryota; Fungi; Ascomycota; Sordariomycetes; Glomerellales; Glomerellaceae. The transcript has a single exon. The annotation marks the transcript as partial. The record is from RefSeq and is a predicted model, not a curated record.
GAUACCUCAGCCCUUUUCUCUUCAGUCCACCACACCAAAGUCGACUGUCUGAGCUGCUGCAGACGUGCCCCUGGCGCCGCCGGCUUCUUCCCUGUAUCCGCCAUCCGAUUCCCUGGAGUCCUGGACUGCAGCUGGCUCUCCCCUACCUCACCUUAUCUUCCCACGGCUCGACCUAAUUGCCCGCUGCAGGUGUAUCUGUACAGCUGCACUCGUCGACGGAGUGAGAGAGAAUGCGACACUGUUUAA